GGGCACUAGAAGCUGAUUCAUACCAGAUGCAUUGUGCUGUCCUAGACAGCCCUGUCUAACGCAGGCGCAUACCAGGGGCGAACUGACAACUCAUGGGGCCCCCGGGCAAUAGGGGAUCAUGGGGCCCCUUGUGUCCUCGCCCACACUCAAACCACACCAAAAAAAGCCUAUGAAAGGUACCAGGGGCAUCUCAUGGGGCCCCCUACAGACCCUGGGCCCUUGGGCCAUGCCCAAGCACCUGAAUGGUCAGUCCGCCCCUGGUCACUACCUA
This is a messenger RNA of Staurois parvus, 271 nucleotides long. NCBI's taxonomy places the organism in Eukaryota, Metazoa, Chordata, Amphibia, Anura, Ranidae. The record is from the annotation of a GenBank genome assembly.